CUCCCACUCCUUCGAUUCUUCCACGUAUGCCAGAGAGAUCGUAACAUGGGAGAGUGCAAAAGCCUUGAGAUUUAGCUUUCCGAGCGAGGAGUUAAUGAGAUGUCUUAUAAGUAGGUGGUGCUGACGGUUGCUUCGUUGACAGAGUGCGAGAUAGAAGAAAGGCAUGGGUCGCCGACGCAGCUUCUGCUUCUCGCCCAUGCAACUGUUCCUCUUCUUCUCGGGGCUCCUGCUUAUCCCCACUCUCAGCAGCAGCAGCAGCAGCACAAGUGACAGGAAAGCCCUUGAGAUCGGCAUCGGCAUCGGCAUCGGCGGCGGGCCUCCGCCUCCGCCUCAGCCUCCGGAAGCUCAGCCCAGAAGGCCUCCUUCUUCCCCGCAGCAGCCGCAGCCUUGCGACUUCGAGAACAUCCUGCAGUACAGAGCCUACUUCGUCAUCCAGCGGUUCAAGAGAACCAUCACCUGCGAUCCCUUGAACAAGACCGACACGUGGAGCGGGUUCAAGUUAUGCAACAACGACGGCGAUGGCUACCAAGGCUUCUACUGCGAGACGCCGCCCAACCGGAAAAACAUGCGAACCAUCGCCUCCGUCGACUUCAAUGGCUUCAAGCUCGGGGCCCCAACCGUCUCAAGGUUCGUCGACCAGCUCCCCGACCUCGCGCUCUUCCAUGCCAACUCCAACAACUUAGGCGGCACCGUCCCGUACAUCCGUACACUGCCAUUCUUCUACGAGCUCGACCUCAGCAACAACGACUUCUCCGGCGGAUUCCCCGUCAACGUGCUCCCCCUCGUCAACCUCUCCUUCCUCGACCUCCGCUACAACGGCUUCGCCAGCCCCCUCCCGCCUUCCGUCUUCCUCAUCCAAACCCAGGUGCUCUUCCUCAACAACAACAAGUUCUACCAGCACAUACCCGACAACCUCGGCAGCACCCCCGCCGCCUACAUCACCUUCGCCUACAACGACUUCACCGGCCCCAUCCCUAGCUCCAUCGGCAAAGCUUGCGAGACGCUGAUCGAGAUCCUGUUCCUCGGCAACCGGCUCUCCGGCUGCCUCCCCUUCGAGGUGGGGCUGCUGAAGAAGGCCACGGUGUUCGAUGCCGGGUCCAACCAGCUCACCGGCCCAAUCCCCCUCUCCUUCGGGUGCUUGGAGAAGGUGGAGCAGCUCAACCUGGCGGGGAACCAGCUCUGCGGGGAGGUGCCCGACGUGGUGUGCCGGCUGGCCAAGUACGGCAAGCUGGUCAACCUCUCCCUCUCCGACAACUACUUCACGUCUUUGGCGCCCAGCUGCAUCAGCUUGAUCCAUUCGAAUGUGUUGGACGUGAGGAAGAACUGCAUUCCGUGGCUGCCCCACCAGAGGUCGCCGGAGGAGUGCGCCUGGUUCCUGAAGCUCCCCAAGGUCUUCUGCCCCAACGCGCACUACAUUCCCUGCCACUUGCCAUGGGAGGGCAGGGACGAGCUCGAUUCGUCCGCAUCGUCGUCGCCGGCGGUGGAUGGAGGGAGGGACAAAAGUCCGGCGUCUGGGUACACCACUUACCAGGCCCUGCACCACCAUGACAAGCCAUAACCAACGGGAAUUCGCGGUUUAGGUGUUCAUGCCCGUGUCUGUCAUCCACGUCCAGUAACUGCAUCUCUGUUUUCCUUGUAGCUUCUACUCGUUUCCUCCCUUUAUCUUCGUGCAAACAUUAGUGCCGUCGAGCUAAAUGUAGACAAUGCAUUAACGCCAUGGAUCUACUCCUCUUCCACCCCGGUUCAGUUGUAAGCGUGGUGUUGCAGCAUUCUAAUGUAAUAAAAACUUUCUUCUCGUCCGAUGAA
This is a messenger RNA of Musa acuminata subsp. malaccensis (wild Malaysian banana), 1806 nucleotides long. RefSeq lists its product as uncharacterized. The record is from RefSeq and is a predicted model, not a curated record. NCBI's taxonomy places the organism in Eukaryota, Viridiplantae, Streptophyta, Magnoliopsida, Zingiberales, Musaceae. Gene Ontology annotation, molecular function: protein binding.